UCCGUCCUGCUGUACGUCUCCACGGUGACUUGUGCUCAUGAUGAGCAUAGCUGGUGCAAUUCUUUAGAAACUCUUUUGGGAAGCUGUUGUGAUCUCAAGAAUCUUAACAGAGGAACCUUUUUUUCCAGAUCAGUUUUUGAUGUCCCAUUGACCUACUGUAUAAUGAGGAAAUGUUACCUGGGAUCGUUUAUUAUUUGUCUAUUCCUGACCCACACGAAAGGACAUGAUCAGGAGGACAGUCAAGCUGGUUGUAGCACCACAUCCACUGACUUGGUGUACAUCAUUGAUGGCUCGUCAAGUCUCGGCAUUGCAGACUUCAACGCAGCCAAGCGCUGGCUCAUCAACAUCACCGGUGGCUACGACGUGCGCUCUCGACACACUCAGGUCGCUGUGGUCCAAUACAGCGAUACGCCACGGCUGGAGAUCCCGCUCGGGAAGCACCAGGACACUCAGACCCUUCUGAAGGACAUCGCUGCAAUCUCCUACCUCGGUGGCAAAACUCAGACAGGCCGUGCCAUCAAGUUUGCCACUGACCAUGUGUUCUCUGACCUAAACCACACCACGAAGACCACCAGGAAACGCAUCAUUGUGGUUCUGACGGACGGCCGGUCGCAGGACGAUGUGGUGGAUCCGGCGAUGGAAGCCAAAGCGCAGAACAUCGUCCUGUUUGCUGUAGGCGUCGGAGAUGAGAUCACCAACGCCGAGCUGGUGUCCAUGGCCAACAAGCCUUCUUCCACUUACGUGCUGCAUGUGGAGGACUACACCUCCAUUGGGAAUAUAGGAGGUGUGAUGGAGCAGAAACUCUGUGAGGAGUCGGUGUGUCCUCCGAGGAUCCCUGGUACUGUCAAUGGGCAGAAGGGCUUUGACCUGAUGAGUAUAAUGGGGAUCGAGACAGUGGCAAAAAAGGUGCAGGGAUCUAUCGUAUCUGAAGCUGCCUACCUCCUGAACCCUCGCUUGGAUCUUACUCACAGCACCAGAGAGAUCUUUCCAGCAGGCCUGCCUCCUUCCUAUGUGUUUGUGGCCACUCUGCGGGUCAAAAACCCAGUCCACCGGAUGAAGUUUGACCUCUGGAGGGUGCUGUCUGAAAACGGUGUCCGGCAAGUCGCAGUGACUUUGAAUGGCUUAGACAAGUCCGUCAUCUUUACCAGUACCAGCACAACGGCGAGAGAACAGACUGUCCUAUUUAAUGACCGAGGCAUUAAGAGGCUCUUUGACACAGAUUGGCACCAGCUGAAGUUGUUGGUGAGGCCCAAACGUGUCACCUGCUUUGUAGAUGACAUAUACGUCGAGGAGCAGCUCUUGGACAAAGCUGUUCCCAUCUACAUCAACGGCAAGACGCAAGUGGCCACAAAAAGCAACCUAGGGACCACUGUGCCAAUCAUCUUACAGAAGCUGCGGCUCUACUGUGACCCUCUGCAGAGCGAGCGAGAGACAGCAUGCGAGAUCUCCUCCGUGCAGGAUGACAGGUGUCCUACUGAUCGUUCUCAUCCUGGCGAGGGUUGUGACUGCCCCAGUGGUAAACCCGGACCACCAGGCCUACCUGGACCCAUGGGCUUCAGAGGAGAGAAGGGUCGGGAGGGACCUCCUGGCCCAGACGGAAAACCUGGUAAGCUGGGAGAAAGGGGUCCAUCUGGGCAGCCUGGAAGAGACGGCGGGAAAGGUGAACCAGGUGAACCAGGCCAAAAGGGAGAGAGAGGACAGGCUGGUGCCAAAGGUGCGAUGGGAAUCCAAGGGCCACCAGGACUGCCUGGCCCUCCGGGGCCUCUGGGGCCCACUGGCCCUGGACUCUCAAAAUGGAAUGAUUAUGCAGUAGAAGCAAGCAAGGGAUUCCCAGGGCAGAAAGGGGAAACAGGACCCCCAGGGAAACCUGGAUCACCAGGGGAGCCUGGAGUACCUGGAAAUGAUGGGCUUCCAGGACUGGGUGGACUGAAGGGUGAAAAGGGAGACCUUGGUGAACCUGGAACCGAUGGACACAAUGGGAUCCCGGGCAUGAGAGGAAUUCCAGGUGAAACAGGGCCUGCUGGACCUCAGGGGGACCGUGGAUUGCCAGGGCCACCAGGGUCAGUGGGAGCAAAAGGACCUCAGGGACCCCCAGGCCCAAUGGGACCACCCGGUCUAGAAGGUCCAGCCGGUCCAAAGGGAAACCCAGGGCCUCGAGGGCAAGAUGGCAUCCCAGGUGCACCCGGUACUAAAGGAUCUCAGGGAGAACCUGGUGUUCAAGGGCCACAAGGCAUUAUGGGUCUACCAGGGUUAAAAGGCCACAAGGGGGAAUCAGGAGAGUCUGGUCCAAAAGGAAGUCAGGGUGAGAAGGGAAAUGCGGGAUCACCUGGGCUCCCUGGGAAACCUGGCGAGCCGGGCCUCAGGGGGAGCAAAGGAGAGCGGGGUUUAACCGGAGAUCCUGGAAUCAGAGGGGCUGAUGGGAAAAAGGGAGAAACUGGUCUAAUAGGACCAGCAGGGCCGCGAGGAUUUCCUGGAAACGAUGGGUUGCAAGGACAACCAGGUAUCCCAGGCUACCCAGGAAAACCGGGGAAGCCACCUUCAGAAGAAUACUUGAUGAAGAUUUGUGCAUCGGUGUUGCAAAAUCAACUGCCACAGCUCCUUCAGGCAAUGUCCCCCAGAUCAUGCCAACACUGUGAGACGAUUAAGGGACCCCCAGGUGAUCCAGGCCCACCUGGACCGAAAGGCCCAACUGGAACUCCAGGCUAUCCUGGCAGUCCUGGACUGCAGGGAUAUCCGGGACAGCCUGGGGCUACGGGACCCGUGGGCCCGAAAGGUGAAAUUGGAGCAACAGGUGUGAAAGGUGCCAAAGGAGAGAGUCGCCAUGGGCUCCCGGGUCCACCUGGUCCACCAGGUUUACAAGGCCCUCGUGGACAAGACGGAGAGGGAUAUCCAGGCCCCGCAGGUUCUACAGGAAAACCUGGCAUACCUGGUAUCCCGGGGAAACGAGGUCCUCCAGGAGUCGCCGGCGUCUGUGACCCGUCUUCAUGCUACAUGGGUUACGCUGACCAGCAAGGACACUUCAUCAAAGGGCCCGGAUUUUAGCGAGCUUAAUCCACACUCCGUAUUGACUUUUCCGGGCCUCCAUGGUCCUGAGCCCAAGCAGACAAAUCAAGUCUCAUACUGUCUACGGUGACUUGAGUGUUCUGGAUUGUGUUUGAUUUCGAUUUAUUUGAUAUUAACUUCUGUAUUAGGCCCAGAUAAAAGGGCUAAGAGUUUGAAAAGUGUCAGUUUUGUACUUGAGGUUCUUUGUCAGAUGUAUUCAUUUUGGUAUGAAGCUAGAAUAAUGAUCCUGUAAUGUAGCAGCAUACAGAUGUUUUCCUUGUGCCAGGCUUGUAAUAUAGUAUGUACAGAACCAGUCAAAUGUUUGGACACAUCCAAGUACAGAUUUGUUUUUUACAUUCUAGAACAAUACCGGAUGUUUCAAAACUAUGAAAUAACUCAUAUAGCAUUAGGAAACAAAGUGACAACAAAAACAUAACAACAACAGCAGGUUAAAAUAACAAGAACAGUAUUGUCAAAUGCGUUUGCAAAACCCAUCAAGCACCAUGAUGUAACUGGCUUUCAUGAAGACCAUCCCAGGAAACCAAGACCAAAACUGACCUCUGCUAUAUGUUCAUUUAGAGUUAACAGCCUCAGAACUCACCAACGUCAACAACCAGCACCCCACAUUAUGAAGGCUUUACAUAGCAGAAGUAGCAGACACAUCUCAAUUGACAUUAUUGCAUAUUUUUGACGCCUUCAGCAUUGCUUUAUAAUGUAGAAAGAAACGCAAAUCAGAAAGACCACGAAGUUAGGAGGUGUGUCUAAACUUUUGACUGGUAGUGAUGAGAAAAAAUAACUCAUAUCUGGAAAUCAAAUGUUAGACAACAAACAAUAGCAAACACUAAGAUACUAAGAUACGAUUGUUUCGUAUUGAGUCACCCGGCCACAGGCCACGUCGUCCUCCUGAAACCAUAUUUUCUUGAAACCCACAUUGGUGCUCGCGUUUGUGAAUUGCAUUUUAUUGUAAAUAGACAUAGGUGUUGCACUGCAUCUCGAAACACUACCUCUGUAUUAGACGCGAAGUAGUCCAACAGUUAGACUGGAACUAUGUUUUAUUAUAAAAGUGUUGGCUGAUAUCUACGACUGCUAAGGAUAUAUCUUGGUUUGAAAAAAAAAAAAGAAGAAGAAGAAGGAACGAAGCUUAUUCUGUGUUUCAUGGAUCAUGCCCGUGUGUGUGUGUGUG
Messenger RNA from Clarias gariepinus (North African catfish), 4225 nucleotides. Its product is annotated as vWFA and Collagen domain-containing protein. The transcript has 30 exons. The record is from RefSeq and is a predicted model, not a curated record. The coding region runs from base 163 to 3042 and encodes 959 amino acids. Lineage: Eukaryota; Metazoa; Chordata; Actinopteri; Siluriformes; Clariidae.